Alternaria atra is the source of this 951-nucleotide messenger RNA. RefSeq lists its product as uncharacterized. NCBI's taxonomy places the organism in Eukaryota, Fungi, Ascomycota, Dothideomycetes, Pleosporales, Pleosporaceae. The transcript is spliced from 3 exons. Bases 1 to 951 code for a protein of 316 amino acids. The record is from RefSeq and is a predicted model, not a curated record.
AUGGCGAAGAAGUGUGUUCACAAGGGCUGUGGCAAGACGUACGAAGACGAGAACGAGGAGUGUGUUUACCAUCCAGGCCCACCCAAAUUCCAUGAGGGGCAGAAAGGCUGGGAAUGCUGUAAACCUCGCGUCUUGACCUUUGACGAGUUCCUCGCAAUCGAGCCAUGCACCAAAGGCAAGCACUCUGACGUAGACGACACACCCAAGCCAGAGCCUGUCGAGGCGCCCGACGUACCCAAUGGCACUCAAGUCAACCUGGGUUCGCUCGAGGAAUCCCUCCCUGCGCCUGCGCCUCGACUACCUACCGCACAAGCCACACCCAAGCCCACAGCUUCGCCCGCCCCACCGCCAGAGUCCGAAGACGACGAUCCGAGUAUAGCGAUCAAGGAGGGUUCGACAUGCAGGCGGAAAGGAUGCGGUGCCGUAUACAAAGAAGGCAACAGGGAAGGCGAGAGCUGCAUACAUCACCCCGGUGCGCCCAUCUUCCACGAGGGCAGCAAGGGUUGGAGUUGCUGUAAGAGGAGGGUAAUGGAGUUUGAUCAGUUCAUGAAGAUCGAGGGCUGCAAGACAAAGGAUAGACAUCUGUUCGUAGGUAGUGGCAAGAAGAAAGAAGGCGAGGAGAAGCUAGAGACAGUUCGACACGAUUACUACCAAACCGCAACCUCAGUUGUCGCCUCCCUAUACCUCAAGAAGAUCGACAAAGCCACAGCUGUCGUCGACUUCCAACCCACACACGUAAAACUCGAUCUACCUACAAUGGACAGCAAGCGUUACCAGACCGAGUUCCCCCUCUUCUCGACCAUCAAACCAGAGGAGAGCAAAUUCAGGAUACUUGGCACAAAACUCGAGAUGACGCUAGUCAAGGCGGACGGAGCCAGCUGGCCGGUUCUAAGGAGCGACGACAAACCUACUGGGGAGAUGAUCCAGGUGGGUAGGGCGGGCAGGGCGUAG